Molecule: messenger RNA, 6467 nt
Organism: Wyeomyia smithii (pitcher-plant mosquito)
Lineage: Eukaryota; Metazoa; Arthropoda; Insecta; Diptera; Culicidae
Product: nephrin-like
Exons: 18
Coding region: 2322-5249 (975 amino acids)
Source: RefSeq, a predicted model, not a curated record
GGUCGGUAUUGUACACAACGUGACGACGCUGACGACGGCGACGGUGGUUAAAUUCGAAUACACGACAGGCAGUUUGGCGGUUUGCGGCGAGCGUGAAUUCCCUACCGCGGAGGGCAUUGAUUAUCGUUUGGCGAGGGAUAUUGCACAGAUAGUGCCAUAACUGGCGAAUCUUGAAAAAGCUGCUCAUGCUAGAACGGAUGCAUAGCGGCUAGCGAGAAGCCAAAACGAUUAAGCUUAGCUUUUGAAUACGGAUUGUACGGUACGGCCAACGGAGCAUGAUCCGGUUUGGCAGCGGCUUGAAAUAAUUCAGUGCUCUAAUCAGACCGAGUCGGAACAAUAAUAAACAUUUAUAAGGAUUCUCCAUUGGGGAUUACGGACAAAGCGGGAAAGCAAAAGCAUACAAAGGCUGAAUAAUCUCAUCAAAUUAAAUCUGAUUAAUUGUAGAAAAAUAUUUCCCACUUUUUGCUAUUAGUGUCCUUUGGUGGGGGGAGUGUGAAAUCCCCGAGAGUUGUUUGAAACAAGGACAACAGUGCAGUCGGUCUGAAGUGGGUCAUUUGUCUAGCAUUGAAACAGAAACGACAGCAACUAACCGAGCGAACCGGCUGCAUAAAUUUAAUAAGCGAGAAAACAAAGUGUCCUUUGUAGCUUCGAUUUUCAAUGGAUUAAUUAAAACCAUUUAAUAGAAUAAAUAUAUUAUGUGCUUAUCUCCGUCGGCGACUCGUCGCUAACAGCAACAGUUGCACCAGUAAGACAAAGUGCUUGGUGUUGAAGCAAGUGAAAAAUAAGUGAAUUAAUAUACGCUCCUUAAGCGGGAUUAUCCGCGUUUUACCGCCUACAUCCGUUCUCCCUCCAGUAGAGGUAGAAAUCAACGCCUCCGACACAUUCUCGUUUCUGAAUUGUUAUACGGUCACAGUGGAGCGAAGAAGUGUACGAGAAAAGCGCGUGACCAAGUCUGAAGAAAGUAUUUUUCCAUCCUGUUGCACCCUUUUCCCUUCCAGGGAAUUCCUCAAGUUUGUUCGGUUUUCUUUCGUCCUUCAUUCGGUUAGUGGGAAAGUAUAGAAAAAUUAUGAUGCUCAACGUCGUGUGAAUAAAUUGUCUUCUGGCGUCUGCAUCAUAACGGUGCGAAGUGACGGCAACUGCUUUAGGUUUGGUCACCCAUCUAUGCUUCGGAACGUUGCUGGAAGAAGUAGCCGGAAAUGAAAUUUAAGUGAAACGAGCCUUACCCUGCGGUUAGGCGGUUUAUCCUGCGGCGACGAAAAUAGAAAAAAAGCGGGGAAGAAUAAUUGCGAGGAAGCGCCUCACAGUGAAGAAAUAUUGUUAUAAGCUGCGAGCUUCCCAGCCCACUUCCGGUGUUGCGUGAGUUGCGGUACAGUGUACUACGAGCGGGGUAAAAUUAACCGGAAAAUCAGCCCGCUAGUGAGAAGUGUGCUUUAGUGUUAAAUUAAAUUGAAGUGGUGUAAUUUGGUCGGUGGAUUCUUGGCUGCCACUGCUAAAGCUGGUGAUUUUGUUUUCCGUUAGUCCAUGACGCAUAGAAGUUUUUCCGGCGAGAGAAAAAUCCCACCACAGGAGUAACAAUAAGGUUACAUCCUCAUGGGCACACUGAAGGCGCCGAACUGAUAGUCCCGAUAGUCUAUAAAUCACUGCGGCUGCCACCAUCACCUGCACAAGCAAUGCGCAAACAUGUGUGUGACAACGAGAAUUUAUCCGUCUGCGCUAAGUGAACUGGAAAAUCCACUACUGAAACCGCUUUUUAUCAAUAUUCACAAAACAAUAAAAAUAAAAAUAAAACAUAAUCAUCGUAAUUGAGCCCCGUAACAUUUAUCACGGAAAAACUUCAAGCUCAGGCCGACUGGCAGCGCCAUUCAUACCCGAACAGAUUUCUCCGGGCUUCCGCACGUGCCACUACCCCCCCUACUACAUAUUAGAAGCAAGAGCAGCAUCCAGUGCGACACUUUGGUAUCCUUUGCUAUUUCCCAAGCAGGUCCCACGUGUGUCCCGAAUCGAUGCACUCAAUCACUUUGCAAGCUUGUCGUCGAUCCUUGCACCGAGCACAGCAGCCACAAUAAUAAUAAAAAUAACAACAACAAUAACAGCAUCGACAACGACUGAAGAAAAGCUUGGUGGCAGGUGGAAUCGAUUGGAAAUAAAGCGUGUGAAUGUGUUCCACCGACCGGGGGUGGAGGGGUGAAGUAGAAAAGCCUCAUCGUUGGUAGUGCAGUGAAGGAAAGAGCGCGAUCCGGCCAAGGACUGGCAAUCUUUAUCAGUUUUGCAGUGACUGAAUCUCGAAUACACAAUAGGAAGAGCGGGGCGGCGGUUCAACGAUGGGAAAAAUGAAACACCGCAUUGCAUUCAAAUUUAAUCAAGUGUUUCGUAUUAUAUUUAUCAAUAUCUUUAUUGCGCAUUUUACACUCGGAUUACAGCAGCCAGCAGCCGACAAGGAGAAACAUGUGAAAUCAUCCGAGAUCCAAGCGGUGGAAGGAAGGAAAAUCUCUCUACCGUGCCCAUUAUCGGCUCCGUCCAGGGACAAGGUUUACAUGGUGCUGUGGUUCAAGGACGAUGCCGGCAUCCCAUUGUACAGUUUCGACGUCCGAGGCAAACCUCUGCAGCAGGCUCGUCACUGGUCAGCACCGGAAAGUUUCGGUCCAAGAGCUCACUUCAACACUGACACGGAUCCGGCAACGCUGGACAUACAGGAUGUUCGACGACAUGACGAGGGUGUCUAUCGCUGCCGAGUUGACUUUCGUACCAGUCAAACGCAGAGCUUUCGAUACAAUCUCAGCAUCAUUAUUCUUCCCGAGCAUCCGGUAGUGCUGAAUCAAUGGGGUCAACAACUCAACAGCUCCAAACUGGGACCCAAAGAGGAAAGUGAUGACAUCGUUCUGACCUGCCGGGUCGUAGGCGGUCGACCACAACCGUCGGUUAAGUGGCUCAUCAAUGGCAUCCUGGUGGACGAACAAUACGAGCACAAUUCCGGUGACGUAAUAGAAAAUCGGCUCCUCUGGCCAGCCAUACAGCGAUCCGAUCUAAACUCGGUCUUUACCUGUCAAGCAACCAACACCCAACUGGCGGAGCCGAAGGAAAGCAGUUAUGUGCUGGAUUUACACCUGAAACCACUAAGCGUCAACAUAGUAAACCCACCAUCACCACUGGUUGCCGAUCGACGAUACGAAAUAUCCUGCGAGAGCGUUGGUUCCAGACCGAAUGCGAUAAUAACUUGGUACAAAGGAAAACGACAAUUACGACGGGCGAAGGAGGAAAUCCUGAAUAACACCACUCGGUCUGAGCUUUGCUUUGUACCGACCACGGAAGACGACGGUAAGCUGAUAACGUGCCGAGCGGAGAAUCCAAAUGUUACCGGGCUGUUUUUGGAAACCUCGUGGAAGAUUGAAGUAGUCUAUCCACCAAUUGUCUCGCUUCGGCUCGGUUCGACACUCUCAGCGGAAGACAUCAAGGACGGUGACGAUGUUUACUUCGAGUGUCACGUUCAAGCCAAUCCUCCGUGGAGGAAAUUACACUGGCUACAUGACGGUAUAAUGAUAACUCACAACGCUUCCGCCAGGGUUAUCCGUUCAAACCAGAGCCUGGUACUGCAGAAGGUAAACCGUAAUUCGUCCGGAAAUUAUUCGUGCAGUGCAAUCAAUGCCGAGGGAGAAACGGUCAGCAAUCAGCUGGCACUGCGGAUCAAGUACGCACCAGUAUGUGCGACGGAAAAAAUAAUCAUCGUGGGAGCUUUCCGGAGUGAGUCUCUGCACAUUCCGUGUGAGGUCCACGCUGAUCCGCCGCCGCGUCAAUUCUACUGGAAGUUUAAUAACUCAGGCGAAACGCUAGAAAUAACCAAAGAGCGGUUUGUUAAAAACGGUUCACUGAGCGUUCUAAACUACACGCCCGUUUCCGAUCAGGACUAUGGCACGCUGACUUGCUGGGGACAGAACGAAGUGGGCCUACAGCAGUGGCCCUGCUUCUUUCAGGUCGUGCUAGCCGGUUUGCCAUCGACAGUGAAAAACUGCACGAUAAACAAUCAAACGCAGACCUCGGUGGAAGUGCAGUGCCUGGCCGGGUAUGACGGCGGUUUACCGCAGAUUUUUAUGCUCGAGCUUGUUUCGAGCCGAACGGGAAGACUGCGGUACAAUGUAACAAACCCGGAUGAGCCAUAUUUUGUGAUAGAAUCGUUGGAAUCGCUUAUCCACUAUAACAGCUACGAUGACUUGGGCGAUGACAACGCUUUCAAGGCUGUCAUAUAUGCUGUUAACCAAAAGGGAAGAAGCCAGGGCAUAGUGAUCAAGGACUUUUUUCUCGAAACGACUACUACGGAAAACCGAGCUGUUUUAACGAGCAACUCAUUAGAUAGUAUUUCGCCUAUUCUGUUUGGUGUUUUGCUCACUCUACUGAUACUGUGCUUUGUGAUUUUUAUACGAGUUUAUUACAUCAAAAUAACAACCACAUCGUCAACCAUCACGAACGUUAGCAGUGAUUUGAUUGGUAACUCCAAACAGCACACUUCCAAGCAAGAUCAGUCUUCCAAGAAAAACUCCAAACAGAGCCCACGGUGGCAACACGGUGGUGGGGGAUCCGGUCCCGGAGGUACAGGCGGCCCAGGCUCAGGGAUCGGAGGGGACCAUCAACACCACCACCAGCAACAGCAGCACGGCGGAGGAAUGGUAGGCACUAAGGAUGGCAAGUUCGACCAAGCGGAUGACGACAGGGGCGAUCCGGACGUGAUUCCGGCGCAGUACGUGUCGAACGACGGAGAGGAUUCCAGUUUCAAUUCAUCCAAAUGGCCUAAUGGGAACUACUACGACCGAUAUCCGAACCAUGAUAUACGACCAACAGAGUUGCUGAUACCACCGACGGGCAGGUCUCAUCUCAUCGGAGGCGUCGGAGUUAGUCUGGGUAGCAGCACAACAUCCACGCCGGUGGUAAAUCAAUUACAUCCGAACAUUAACCAAUGUGGCGAUCCCUCGGCUAACCUCAAGCUUCACGGUGCGUUCUACACAUCGACGGGCCCACCGACAGCCCCCGGCUCGACGAUAGCGCUGUACGGGGGAGGUACCGCCGGGAUCAGCAUCGGUAGCGGUCACCAUCAAUCAAACAGUCUGCUCCCCAACGGAGGGCUGGAAACUGCUCUCGGCAGUACUGCUGCAACCGGCAGCACCGGAACGCAAGAGGGUAAUCUGAAUGAUUACGACAUCAAUGUACAUACCAUCAAAAAUAUGUUAAUGACCACUAGGGUACCGGAGAGCUGCGUUUAGUUACUAUAUUGCUUAGAGAAAUUCGUAUUCUGGCGAUGAGUACGGGAAUGUACUGAUUUCUAAAUCCGGCCGGAAUAUCCGAUAUUUCUAAAUGUGCGCAGGACAGUGGAUGAUAGUUGUAUGGUUAGACUAGAUAAAUUUUAGUUAAUACGAAUGAAUCGAGAGCAAACAACACUCAAUCAGAAAGAAAUCUUAGGCUACAAUAUGUUGAGUUUUUGUUAUGCGCGAACAUAAAUUGGUCUCAAGAUUUUUCAGUCCACCACACAUUUAUAUUCACUUCUGACAUAGUAUUGGUCAUUAGAAAUUUGUUUAAUUCAUUACUACCCUAUUUUUAGAUAUGCAAUUUGAAAAUUUAUAUAAACCUAUCGAUUGUAAUUAUCGAUUCUUUGAUACUUCUCUGUUUAAUGUGUAUAGCAAGCAAAUGUUAGGUAUGAUUGUAACAUUAAUCUUCGAAAAGAGUACUGUAGAUAAAAACAGAGUGUAUUUUUAAGCAAGAAAUGAAAAUCCCAAUUUGGCAGUGGAAUAAAGUGAAGCAAAGCCGUGUUUAAAGCAUGUUUAAUAACUCAUAAGAAAUGGGUGUUCUCAUGAAGAUGAAAAAUAAAAGACUAAUUUAGCGACAUUUAAGUCACUGAUUGUUUCGGAAACUAUAGUAUACAGUGUAUACUUAACACCUAUGCAGUUAAGAGUUGGUAACAAUAAUUUAUUGGUGCCUCUGUUGAUACCAUAAAAAUUAAGUUGUAUGUAGUACCCGUAUCAAGAUUAGUUUCAAACGAAACCAAAGCAUCAUCAAUCGUUGUACAUGUGCCAAGAAACCCAUAUCCUAAAAACUAAACUGAAAAAUCUUCCAAAACACGUACUAUUUUAAUCGUAUUUAUAUACCUUCAGUUACUCCCCAUUCGUCAUACUGAAAUACUGCCUAAUUCUCCGUUAACCCUUUUAAUGCAUAUCCAAGAAUCGAUCAGAUUUUUUACAUCAAUCAUAGAAUAUUUCUAAACGACGAACGCAUACUAAAGAAACACAUUUCCUGAAGAGAACUAUAGAGGACAUUUUUGCCACUUUCGGAGGAAAGUUAGGAGAAAAAGUUAGAAUAAAAGUUGUUCGUUGUGAAAAUAAUUCGAAAACGGAAGCAUAACCAAGUGAACUCAGAACAAUUAAAAAUAAACGAGAUGAAUCAUUGUUAUAAAACUAAGCAGAUAUAUAAAAAAGCCUUUCACAAAA